This is a messenger RNA of Ceraceosorus bombacis, 1866 nucleotides long. NCBI's taxonomy places the organism in Eukaryota, Fungi, Basidiomycota, Exobasidiomycetes, Ceraceosorales, Ceraceosoraceae. The record is from the annotation of a GenBank genome assembly.
AUGUUCCGAACCAAAUCCAACUCUUCCUUGGCAUCCAAAGCCUCCAGGCUCAGCAAAAAGGAGCUCAAGAUGAUGCACGCUCAGGACCACCUGUCUGGAAGACCUGGCCACCUCGACCCUGGACAACAGCACCAGCUGAAGAAGUUUAGGCAAAUCGUGCGUAUCUUGCAUGCGUGCGCACAUUGCAGGCUGGCUGGUGCGGUGCGAGGAGUUGCGCAAAACCCCGGCUGGCUUUGGGGUGAUUGCUUGAACAGCGCUCAUAGAGGAUUCGGUCGCGCGCUGGCUGCUGAGAAGCGCAAGACGUAGCAACGUGACGCGGCAUGAAUGCGUAGUCAACUCUCGGAACGCUGUAUGCUGACAAGCACUCUAUGCCCGACCUCCUGCUGCCGCAGAUCGAGGAGAAGGGCUUGUACGACCCACUUCGACACGACGAGGCUUGCAGUAAGUCUUGCCUUUCGCGUCCCUCUACGCACGCACCCCUCUGAUGUCUCUUGCCACCCUGCACUCCUUCAAUGCUCCAGUGUGCCGCUUCCUGCGAGCGCGCAAAUGGGAUCUGAACGCAGCAUUGGAGAUGUUCGAAGCGGCGGAAAAGUGGAGAAAGGAGUUCAAAGUGGAUGAGCUGUACCACCAAUUCGAGUACCCCGAAAAGCAAGAGGUGGACAAAUACUACCCGCAAUUCUAUCACAAGACGGACAAUGUGAGUGCGAUUGCUGGUCGGACACUUCGGUCAGGGGUUGGCUUGUAUGCGGGCUGUUUGGGCUCUCCAGGGGCGGUGUGGAGCACAUGGCGAAUUUGGUGGCAAGUCCAAGCGCAUACCAAAUCAAGUGCCGGGAAGGUAUGCUCUUCACAACCUCUCGCGCACAGACGCUGCAAAAAGCAGAGUCUGCUAAAGUUUGGGGACUGCGCACAGCGCGCGUCAUGGAGCGCUCUCCAUGAAGUGUCAUAUUCAUCUGGCAGCCCUCUGAUCAUUCCAUCUUGUCAUGCAGGACGGGCGACCAAUCUACAUUGAGCAGCUUGGAAAAUUGGACCUUAGGGCGUUGUACCAGGUGUGAGUCAUGCGUCGAGUCAGGCGAUGUGCAAACUCCAGUUGACCCUGUCCGCCUUCAUGUUUGGGGCGAACAAAGGACCACGCCCGAGAGGCAAUUGCAGAAGCUCGUUGUGGAGUACGAAAAGUUUCAACGCGAGAGAUUGCCGGUGGUGUCCAAAGAAAGAGGAGAGCUCGUCGAGACGAGCUGCACGAUCAUGGACCUCAAGAAUGUGGGCGUGGGUCAAUUCUGGAAGGUGCGUCGCGGGAGGGCUGCGUUACGCGCAUACGGGCGUGCUCAUGAUAAUCAUCGCCCCCCUCCCCGCCCAGGUCUCCACUUACGUGCAGCAAGCUAGCAACAUCGGCCAGCACUACUACCCAGAGACGAUGGGCAAGUUCUACAUCAUUGUGGGUAGCAGAGACGUACGCGCAGAGCUUGGACAAAUCGCUAAUUCUGUCUGCUCGCCUUUACAGAAUGCGCCCUACAUCUUCACCACCGUUUGGUCCGUGGUGAAAGGCUGGUUGGAUCCGGUGACAGUCGAAAAGAUUAGAAUUCUUGGCAGUGGAUACGAAAAGGAGUUGACGGAGCAGGUGAGUGCACGCACGCACGCACGCAGGUAAUGGGGGCGUUGCGAAACGGCGAAUCACGCUGUUCUAAAUCCUCUGCUGCUCUUGCACAGAUCCCGCCCGAAAACCUGCCUGCUAGCCUCGGAGGCACGUGCAACUGCUCCGAAGGAUGCAGCUUGUCGGAUGCGGGACCUUGGAACACGGAAGAAGGAAAGCGCAUCCUUCAAGAAGUCAGAGCGGACAAGGACAAGGAGGUCAAAGCUGCGGCUAAGUAG